Messenger RNA from Annulohypoxylon truncatum, 1432 nucleotides. Its product is annotated as Mov34-domain-containing protein. Gene Ontology annotation, molecular function: protein binding; deNEDDylase activity; metallopeptidase activity. Gene Ontology annotation, cellular component: COP9 signalosome; cytoplasm. Lineage: Eukaryota; Fungi; Ascomycota; Sordariomycetes; Xylariales; Hypoxylaceae. Gene Ontology annotation, biological process: protein deneddylation. The record is from RefSeq and is a predicted model, not a curated record. Bases 141 to 1250 code for a protein of 369 amino acids. The transcript has 2 exons.
UUAUCGAAGCUUCACCCCACGUUGACCUCUGCCUACCUCCUACCUAUCACCUCAAGUAAUUCAUCAACUUACAACUUCACAAACACCUCCAACCUUCCUACUGUCGACAAAAAACAAGUUCACGAGAAAAGGUCGCCAAAAUGGAGGUGGCUAUGAAAUCAUGGGAGCUGGACAACGACAUCAAGCUCGUUGACCCGACGCGCGACGCCCUGUACGACUACGACAACGACCGGCAGACGGAGAUCAACUCCGCGAAACCCUGGAAGGAGAACCCGCACCACUUCCAGCACGUGCGCAUCAGCGCCGUCGCGCUGAUCAAGAUGGUCAUGCACGCGCGGUCCGGCGGCUCCAUCGAGAUCAUGGGCAUCAUGCAGGGGUACACGGACGGGGACACGAUCGUAGUAACGGACGCCUUCGGCUUGCCCGUCGAGGGCACCGAGACGCGCGUCAACGCGCAGGACGACGCGCUCGAGUACAUGGUCUCGUACCUGGGCCUGUGCCGGGCCCAGGGCAGCCGCCAGGAGAACCCGGUGGGCUGGUACCACAGCCACCCGGGCUACGGCUGCUGGCUGUCCGGCAUCGACGUCGGCACCCAGAGCAUGCAGCAGCAGUUCAACGACCCCUUCGUCGCCGUCGUCAUCGACCCCGACCGCACCAUCAGCGCCGGCCGCGUCGAGAUCGGCGCCUUCCGGACCUAUCCCGCCGACUACAAGCCCUCUUCCCCAUCCCCCACCUCCCCCUCCUCCUCAUCUCCUUCUUCUAGUGGCGCUGGUGGUUCCGCCGCCGUCCCUCUGGCUAAAGCCGAGGACUUCGGCGCCCACGCGAGCCGGUACUAUAGCCUGGAGGUGUCGCACUUCAAGUCCACGCUCGACUCGAGCCUGCUCGAUCUGCUGUGGAGCAAGUACUGGGUGCAGACGCUGGCGCAGAACCCGCUGCUGACGAACCGCGACUACGGAAAUAAGACCCUGCUCGACCUGGGCUCCAAGAUCCGCGACACGACCGCGUCGUACCAGCGCGCGGCCCGCGGAGGCGGCAUGGGAUUACACGGCGGAAGUGGAGGUGGAGGCGCUGGAGGAGGAAAGGGGGCGAUCGAUCAGGAGAUUGACAAGUUGGCUCGUACGAGCCACUUGGUUACGAUGAAUGAGAAGCAGGGGCUUAUGGCGGUCGAGGUGAAGGCUAAGAUUUUUAAUGGGUUGGGUGGUGAUGCUGCUGCGGAUACUGCUGCGCCGACGACGGUAACGAUGACGUGAAUACGCGUAUGUUACAUAAGUAGAUGAGGAUAGACGGGGGAUCAGACAUCAGGUGUUUUCUGUAGACAGCACCCCCUUUCAUGAGAUACGAAGCAUUAGGACGGCGUUAUCAUUUAUUUUCGGAUGGGCUGAGAUUUCAUUAAAAAAGGGGUAAUCAAUACAGAAGUACGCAUGAUGCUUGA